GUUCGCUAGACUUCGUUGAGUUUUGUCGUUGCCGUAGCCGUCGUAGCCGUUGCUGUCAGCGCGAGGCCCACUACAAAAUUUUCCCAUCCAACUUGUAUUUGAUGUUGAUCUGUCAUUUGUGUUUUAAAUUUUUCAAAGUGUUGUGUGGAGUUUUGUGUAUGUUUUUGUGGCUUUAAUUAAAAAUUAUCCACAUAAAUAAUUGUUAUCUGUCGUGUAGAGGAGUGUUAAUGAUGAAAUGAAUAAUAAAUUAAACUUGAAAUCGAGUCUCUUCUCAAUAUAAAAUUAUAUAAAUAACAAAAAAAAAGUGAAAAGUCAAUCGCGUGACGACAACACACUCAGUCUCACCCAUCACUUCAUUGUAGUGCGUAAAGUUUUUGUUUUGAUUUCUUUCUUUUUCUUAUUCCAUCCAUCUCCAUAUAUUUAGCCUGCCCUUGUGCUUGUCCCUUGAUUCUUAAUUUGUUACAAAAAUAAAUAAAAUAAAGUGUUCAUGUGCUACAAAGGAGAAUAAUGUUUUGCUAAAAAGUUCAAGAAUAAAAAGAUAGAAGCACAAUUAAUUUCUUGGAAUCCUAGGACAGGAGCAACAAACCAACAUCAAAGGAUUAACCCUACAGAAUAACUUCACAUAACCCAGCAGCAGCGCAACCCAAACCCCAAUCAUGUCCAAGGAAGACGAAGGCGAGCUUGACCCGCAAAUUCAGAUUGAGUUGGAGAAUCUCAAUACUGCAACAGACCAGAUAAACAAACUCGAGAUUGAACUAGAGGAAGCAAAUUCAACAUUCCGCAUCCUAUUAAAUGAAUCCACACGUCGAUUAAAACUCUCUUCGAAGAAACUAGGCAAUUGUAUUGAAAAAGCACGUCCAUACCAUGAAGCAUUGGAGAAAGCACGUGAAGCACAAAUUGAAUGUCAGAGAGUGGCCGUCAAGUUUCAGAGGGCAAAUGAAAUUCAUGCAGCAGCUAAGGAAACAGUUGCAUUGGCCGAACAAAGAUUUAUGUCUAAUUCACAUGAAUGGCAAUUCGACACUGCGUGGCAGGAAAUGCUCAAUCAUGCCACACAAAAAGUAAUGGAUGCGGAAAAACAAAAGGCUGAAAGUCACGCAGAACAUCAAUUGAAGGCGAAGUUAUUUAAUGCUGCCGAAAUGAAGGUUCAACAAUUGGAGGAACGUUUCCGUCGUAGCAUAGCUAAAUCACGUCCCUAUUUCGAAGAGAAGCAAAUCUGCCAGGAUCAAUUGCAAACCCAAAAGAAUCGCAUCCAAGAACUCCAAGCACAAGUUCAAAACGCAAAACAAACAUACUCAACAGCUUUACGUAAUCUCGAACGCAUCAGCGAUGAAAUCCACCGUCAACGUGGUGAUUUUGUUGCCAUGACAACCCCACCGCCAGGCCCUAGAGAGCCCGGUGUUGGUGCCGAACUAGCAUCCUUGCCUGACUUCAAUCUCGAACUAGAACGCUGUGACCUUCCGUCGAUGGGCAGUGAAAUGUCUUUGACAACAACUAGCAGCUCAAUGCGAAGUGAACGAGGUGGCGAUGGUGGCGCUGAUAUGGAAACCGACAACGAAGAAGAACAACCACAGCAACAACAAAUUGACGAAGACCUUGUCGAAGAGCUGCGCCAGAAGGUAAAAACAUUGGCCGUUCGUCCAGUCGAAGGAGGCGAUGGCCAACAAGAACAGGACGUCUGGGAGAGUGAAUUAAACGCAACUGUUGACAAGUUGGAUCAUUUGAUGAUGAUGAAAGAAUGUGCCGCCUUGAGUACUACUAAAUUGAAUGAGAGACCAUUUGCCCAGCAGAGACCUCAAUCAGUGUUGGGCGCUGAAGCCGCCGCCACCACCGGCAAUGCUAAAGGUCCUCUAUUACAAAUCUCUCCAACAGCACUUAGUGAUAGUCUGAGUGAUGUAGUAUCCAGCCUUCCAGUGACACCACAAAAGCAUUCCGCUGCCAUAAAGAAGCUGAAAGCUUUGGAACCGCUUCCGUCAGUGAAUGUUUCAAUGCGUGAAUUGCCCCUACUAGCUCGCUUAGAUACACGUAUUGGUGGCUACACGAAGCAGCGUCGAAGAUCACUCGAUUAGGGAAAAAUAGUAUAUGUAUAUCAUAAGAUAAAACCGAAAGGUAAAAACAGAACUAAGAAGAGACCGUUUACUCAAUUUCUUUUUGCAAAAAUAACUCACAAUUAAUUUUAGAAUAAAAAUAAAAUAUAACAAAAAAUAAAACAGUGACUAAUUAGAAAGUUAAUACAAUACAAGUUUGAAGGUAAAGAUGGUGAUAUUGAAGCGUGGGGAAUCAGUUAAAAGAUUUGUUCCAUUCUCACUGUGAUUUUUUUGAAUUACACAUCAUGUCUUCGGUCUAGUAAAAGCUCAUCUCAGUAUUUCAAAAAAGCUUGUUCUUGUUAUUUGAAAUGUAGUCUGCUAAAAAAAACACACCGCCAAGUUUCUUUAACAAGAUUUAGAAGAAUUUAAAACGCUUUUAAUCACUUCUCAAAACUGAUAUUUGCUAAGCCUGAAGAUAUCACAUGUGUCUAUAAAUGGAUCUUUCAAAUGAAUUAACCCAUUUUCGAAAAAAUGCAUCGACAUAAUUCCAACUCGCUUUCUAUAUCUUUUUUGUUAAUUACCAAUCUAUCUUCAGAAUGUGUGCAAUUCUUAGAGAUCACCUCACUGAGAGCUUUUUUAGAAAGUUCUAUCAAAAUAAAUGUAUUCAAAAACUUCACUCAACUAACAUAAAAAUACAUAAUAUUUAAAAUUCCAUAAAAUAAACGUAAAAGAAAAGAUUUAAAAAAAAAAAACAGUGCAAAUUAUUUUAAUCAAUAGAAAUCAAUAAACAUCUCAAAAGUGUUAUUAUUUUGCAAUAUUUGCAUAGAAUUAAUAAAGAAAAAAAAUUAAAUAGAAUUAAAAAUUAACUUGAAAUUAAAAAAAAUGAAUAAACUUUAUUUUCUCGACAAAAAAAAAUUGGUUAUUUUUCUAUAUAUAAAUAGAUACAAAGAAAUUUAAAAGAAAAAUUAUAUUUGAAAAAAUUGAUUGUUAAAUGUUAAAAACAAAUAAACGAAAGUAGUUAUUAAUGAAAAAUGUUGUCGGUAUUAUUUUUAAAAUAAACCGAAUAAAGUUAUUUUCGUUGAAAAAUGUUUUCCAUUUUAUUCAUAAAAACAUAAAAAGUAAAUUUAAUUUUUUUUACAUAGAAAAUAUCAUAAAAGCGCAAAUAAUUAAGUUAGUGCAACUCUUAAACCAGACAAAAAAGAAAAGAAUUAAAAAAAAACAGAAUAUGCUGGAGAUCAAUUAUGUGAUAGACUAAUUAAAAUAAAUAAAUAUUUUAAAAGUUACACAGUUUAUAAAUUAUAAACUAAUCGUAAAAUAAACAUUAAAAAGGAAAAUUGAAAUUAGAAAUAGAAAAACAAAUUCGAAAUAUUAUAAUUAUUAAAAAGUAGAUAAAUAAAUAUUGUGUAUUAAAUAAAUAUAUAUAUAUGACACUAACUGAAUAAAAUUAAAUAAAAAUAAACAUGAAACAUUUCAAUAUUAU
Molecule: messenger RNA, 3504 nt
Organism: Eupeodes corollae
Lineage: Eukaryota; Metazoa; Arthropoda; Insecta; Diptera; Syrphidae
Gene: pcs
Product: SH3 domain-binding protein 5 homolog
Exons: 5
Coding region: 657-2066 (469 amino acids)
Biological process (GO): intracellular signal transduction; negative regulation of protein tyrosine kinase activity
Cellular component (GO): cytoplasm
Molecular function (GO): protein kinase inhibitor activity
Source: RefSeq, a predicted model, not a curated record